CAAUGGCACGGCAUGGCAGCGGCAGAGACCUCACUCACUUCGCGGCACCAUCCACCUCCCAGUGCUCCAAACCCCUAUAUAAACCCCAGCCCAUGCCCUGAUUCUCCCACUCAAACACGAAGCUCCGAGCUCUCUCCAUUGAUCAGCUUCGAGCUCUCCAUUGAUCAGCUCAGUUAGAGAAGAGAGAGAGAUGGCGAAAUUCAUGGCGGUUUGGGGGGUGGUGAUGGUGGCGGUGGUGGUUUGGUCGGCGGCGAUGGCGGCGGCGGGGAACUUCAACGAGGAGUUCGACAUCACCUGGGGCGAGGGGCGCGGCAAGAUCCUGGAGAAGGGGCAGCUGCUGACGCUGACGCUGGACCGGACGUCCGGGUCCGGGUUCCAGUCGAAGCACGAGUACCUGUACGGCAAGAUCGACAUGCAGCUGAGGCUGGUGCCGGGCAACUCCGCCGGCACGGUGACCGCCUACUACCUGUCGUCGCAGGGCGCGGCGCACGACGAGAUCGACUUCGAGUUCCUGGGCAACGUCACCGGCGAGCCGUACACGCUGCACACCAACGUGUUCACGCAGGGGCAGGGCAACCGCGAGAUGCAGUUCCGCCUCUGGUUCGACCCCACCAAGGACUUCCACACCUACUCCAUCCUCUGGAACCCCAAGCACAUCAUAUUCAUGGUGGACGACAUGCCGAUCAGGGACUUCAGGAACCUGGAGGGGAAGGGGAUCGCGUUCCCGAAGAACCAGCCGAUGAGGCUCUACUCCAGCCUGUGGAACGCCGACGACUGGGCGACGCAGGGCGGCCGCGUCAAGACGGACUGGUCGCACGCGCCCUUCUCCGCCUCCUACCGCGCCUUCCGCGCCGACGCCUGCGUCGUCGCCGCCGGCGGCCGCACCCGCUGCGGCGCCUCCGUCGGCACGGACGCCGCCCCCGGCAGCGGCGCCGCCGCCGCCGCCGCCUGGUACAACCAGGAGCUCGACCUCACCCGGCAGCAGCGGAUGCGGUGGGUGCAGAGCAAGUACAUGAUCUACAACUACUGCACCGAUCCCAAGCGCUUCCCCCAGGGCCUCCCCGCCGAGUGCUCCAUGUAACGUCGUCCGCCGCCGCCGGAGAUGGGGAAGAAGAUGGGCUGGCCGGCGUCUGUAUAAAUAAAUAAAAGAUUGGCACUUGGGGAUCGAAGAACACAAUGUGUAAUGUAGCUGGGGUAAAAUUCUUUCUUUCACUGUUCGUAGUAAUCCACGCCCUGUUCGUGUUUAACUGAUCGUGUCCGUGUCCAUGUCCAUGCCACAAUUCAUGUGUAAUAUAUUCCUCACAUCACAUACAUGUUCUUGUUCCCAAGCGUGCAACUGUG
Messenger RNA from Oryza brachyantha (malo sina), 1341 nucleotides. Its product is annotated as probable xyloglucan endotransglucosylase/hydrolase protein 25. Gene Ontology annotation, biological process: xyloglucan metabolic process; cell wall biogenesis. Lineage: Eukaryota; Viridiplantae; Streptophyta; Magnoliopsida; Poales; Poaceae. Gene Ontology annotation, molecular function: xyloglucan:xyloglucosyl transferase activity; hydrolase activity, hydrolyzing O-glycosyl compounds. Gene Ontology annotation, cellular component: apoplast; cell wall. The record is from RefSeq and is a predicted model, not a curated record. The transcript has 2 exons. The coding region runs from base 191 to 1081 and encodes 296 amino acids.